AUGGCGCCCGUCGACAGGAUAGACCACGAUGCCAUUGAGCAACAGCUCAAGGACGUCAUCCAAGACUUCUACCGCAUCAUGGUCCAGGUCUCGACAUACGACUCCAUGGGCCGCUCAAGCAAAGAAGUCCUCUCCAACGAAAUCAAAGCCCUCUCCACCUCCCUCCAAAACGUCCACACCGCCGCCUCCCCGCCAAACCACCUCCCCUCCGUACCCCCCGAACUCCUCGAGUACGUCGAGAACGGCCGUAACCCGGACAUCUACACACGAGAGUUCGUCGAGCUCGUUCGCCGCGGCAACCAGCUCAUGCGCGGCAAGGCCAACGCCUUCGCCUCCUUCCGCGACGUCCUCGCCGAGCAGAUGGCCUCGGCCAUGCCCGAGCUGCGCGACGACGUGGCCCGCGUGCUCGAGGCUACCGGCGGGAACCCGGCCAUUGCGAAUGGCGGCGCGAAUUCUAACAGUCUCCCGGCGAGACCCGCGCCGACAGGGCAGACCGGCAGUCAGUAG
Molecule: messenger RNA, 507 nt
Organism: Trichoderma virens Gv29-8
Lineage: Eukaryota; Fungi; Ascomycota; Sordariomycetes; Hypocreales; Hypocreaceae
Exons: 3
Coding region: 1-507 (168 amino acids)
Biological process (GO): positive regulation of transcription by RNA polymerase II
Cellular component (GO): chromatin; mediator complex
Molecular function (GO): transcription coregulator activity
Source: RefSeq, a predicted model, not a curated record